This is a messenger RNA of Cottoperca gobio, 4201 nucleotides long. RefSeq names its product SLIT and NTRK-like protein 3. Gene Ontology annotation, cellular component: postsynaptic density membrane; GABA-ergic synapse. The record is from RefSeq and is a predicted model, not a curated record. NCBI's taxonomy places the organism in Eukaryota, Metazoa, Chordata, Actinopteri, Perciformes, Bovichtidae. Gene Ontology annotation, biological process: axonogenesis; positive regulation of synapse assembly. Gene Ontology annotation, molecular function: protein binding.
GAGAGGGAGAAGAGUGCGGCUGAAUGUGAACGACAUGUCGACAGUCAGCCUCUAAAGUGUUUUCUCGGUCGUUCCCUAAUUCUUUGGCGGCGGACUGAUGCAGUGAAGGGCCGAUGCCGGGCUGUAGCCCCAGGCUGCUGAGCUGAGAGGGAGUAGCAGGAGGAUGCAGUGGGUCGCUCUGACAGUGGCCCUGGGGUGUGUGUGUCUGUCCCGGGCUUCGCACACCCCCACCCCUACCCCCACCUCCACACACACCCCUCUAGUGGACAACUCCGAGGAGGAAGUGGACGAGCCGUGCUUCGAGCCGUGCACGUGCGAGGUCAAAGAAGGUGUGCUGCACGUGCACUGCGAUGGCCGGAGCUUCACUAAUGUCAGCCAGGUGUCACAGUCGUGGGUCCGCCCUUUCAAACUCAACCUCCAGAGGAACUCUCUGAGGCGUCUCUAUAGCAACGGGUUUCAGCACCUUGGCAACGCGGUGUCGAUAAACCUUGGCAACAAUGCACUCCAGGACAUCAAAGUGGGAGCUUUCCACGGGUUGGCCAAACUGAGACGCCUGUACCUCCACGAGAACAAGCUGGAGGUCUUCAGAAACGAUACCUUCGCUGGCUUGGAGGCCCUGGAAUACCUCCAGGCCGACUACAACGUGAUCAAACGAAUCGACAGCGGUGCUCUGAGGUUCCUCUAUAAGCUCCGGGUUCUCAUCCUCAACGACAACCUGAUCCCCAGUUUGCCUGCUCAUCUGUUCAGAUCUGUGUCUCUGACUCAUUUGGACCUGCGGGGAAACCGUCUGAAGAGCCUGGCAUAUGCUGGGACCCUGGAGUAUGUUGGUCGCUCCCUAAUGGAGCUACAGCUGGAGGAGAAUCCCUGGAACUGUGGCUGCGAGGCAGUGCAGCUACAGCAGUGGCUUGGUCAGAUCCCCUACACGGCUGUAGUCGGGGACGUUACCUGCGAAUAUCCCUUCCACCUUCACGGCAAAGACUUGAGAGAAAUUCCCCGCAAGGAGCUGUGUGCUGACCUCCCGGAUAAAGAGGUACAAGCAGAGGGGGGUGGACCGUCAGCAGGAUCACAGCCCCAACAUUUGCCCCCAAACUCUAAACCCAACUCCCACCCUGGGCGAGUCAGGCCGACUAAACCCUCCUCCAUGGUCCAUGGCUCCCGCCAGAACACGCAUACCUCCUCCACCUCGUCGUCCUCGUCCUCAGCGGAGCGUAAAGACAGGGAGAGGCAACCGAGGCCGACAAAAAGGCCUCGACCCUCCAGAACGUCCCCCACUCCUCGCAGUCUGAUGCCCAACCAGAAUCCCCCCGUGGCUGGCUACCAGACACGACCUCCCAUCCCCAUCAUUUGUCCCCUGGGCUGCACUUGCAACCUGCACAUAUCAGACCUCGGCCUGACCGUCAACUGCAAGGAGAACAGCUUCCUUAAUGUUUCCCAGCUCACACCUCGGCCCCUCAACGGCCGCAAGCUGUACCUAAGUGGAAACUUAAUACAGAGGAUCUACCGCACAGACUUCUGGAACUUCUCCAGCCUUGACCUGCUUCACCUGGGGAACAACCGCAUCUCGUACCUCCAGGAGGGGGCCUUCUCCAGCCUCACAAGCCUGAGGAGCCUCUACCUGAACGGGAACAACCUGGAGAGGCUCAGCCCCCACAUGUUCCUGGGGCUGCAGGAUCUGAGGUACCUUUAUUUUGAGUACAACGAGAUCCAUGACGUAGAUCCCGGGACCUUCGACUCCAUGCCGUCCCUCCAGCUGUUGUUCCUCAACGCCAACCUGCUGCGGAGCCUCCCUCUCGGUGUGUUUUCUGGAGUUAAUCUGGCACGACUCAAUCUAAGAAACAACCACCUUCUGCAGCUCCCCAUGGAGGGCGUGCUGGAACACCUCACCGGACUGGUACAGGUGGACCUGCAGCAGAACCCGUGGGAGUGCAACUGUGAGGCAGCGCCACUGAAGCGUUGGCUGGAGGGGCUCAGCGCGGUGGUGGUGGUGGGAGAGGUGGUCUGCCAUUCCCCGGAAAAGACCAAAGGAGUCGACCUCCGCUCCCUCUCCAUGGAGCUGCUUUGCCCUGAGCUGGAGGCCCCGGAGGACGAGGAGCACGAGGAGCAGACAGUCACCUCCACAGCCACAGACAGCGGUGUAUCGGUUGGAUACCCCAGCUCAGGGCUGGGUCCCCUGAUCCCCCCGGGGAAGGAUUCAAUCCCUCUGUCGGUGUUAGUGCUCAGCCUGCUGGUGUUGUUUGUGUCGGCAUUCUUCGCGGCAGCGGCAUUAAUCGCCUACGCCCUGAGGAGGAGAGACAAGCUGCCGUUCCGUCGCCAGGGAGAGGUAGACUUGGCGGGCAUCCAGAUGGAGUGUGGAAUCUUCACCGAGCAGACGCACCACCACCACCACCACCAUCACCACGGCCUCCCGGAGACGCCGCCGCUGCCUCUGGCCGAACACAACCACGUCUACGACACAAUCCUGCCCCCGGAGGCUGCAUUGAAAGCUCCCAACCCCGCUGCAGCCCCACACAUGUGUAGCAACCCCAUCUACAAAGAGGAGCAUGAUGCAGCGGUGAAACAGCGGCCACAGCAGACGUUUGGAGCUUCCAAAGAGAGCGAGGGAGGAUACUGCUCUGCAGCAGAGAAGGAGAGGGAGUGGAAACUGGAGGUGUCCGCGUCUCCCAUCAACACCGUCACAGGAACGAUGGGUCCACUCCCCGGCCUGCGCGGGAACGGCAUCCUCUGCCCCACAGUGAUCGACAGCCAAGGCCCCACCCCUAAGGUCGAACUGGUGGACAGCCUCUUCAGACUCCCCGCCCCCGAGUUCAGAGACCUGCCAGACCGGUACGCGAGGCCGCCGCCCCGCUACCCUCACCCGCAAGACUCCAAACAGGUCACCAGACCCGACCAAACGCUCGUGGUCACCACCGCUAGCUCCACAGCAGACGGGAGCAACAGCAGCCAGAGCCAGAGCGAGCAGGGAGCAGGAGAGCAGAGGGCCAGACUGAGAACCACACCAGACUACAUGGAGGUGCUGGACCGGUCCUACCAGUUUUAACACUCCCCCUCUUCCUUCUCCUCUUCCUGCUACCCCUCUUCUCUUGUCUCUUCAUCAUCUCCCUCUCUGGCGAUGAAUCAUCCAGUAACAAUGACUCCUGUACAGAGGCUGGUGUGGCUUUGAGAGGAGCCUGUGGGUGAGCGGGACUACACUACACACAUGUUUAUUCCUGGAUAACGAGCUGAGGUCAGUUUUUGUAUUUCCCCCCCCACUACUGGCGUAUAGGUUGGUAUUUGGCAAGGAUUAGCCGAUCCCAGAUCUCUGCCUGGAGGCGAAACUUCAGCUGCAGCUACUACAGAAUUUCCCCCUCUAUUACGCCUCACAUUCGUAAAGUACUGAGGCUCUGUUUUUUCUACUCGGCGCCACAAUGAGCAGGAGACAGUGUGCUUGUGGGCGUCAGUGUUCAUAAUAUCAGCUCUUUGCAACAUCGAACACAGAGUCAUAAACUGUGACAGCCAGAAGGUGUGGAGCAAACUGGGUGGACGUGUAAAGAUGGAGAAGCGACAGAGACAAAGCGAGAGGGAGAGAAACGACUGAAAACAGCCAAGUGCCUUAGCAAUGAACAGCCAGCAGUGUGGUCAAUGCUUAUUUUUCUAUGAAUACAGAUCUAUUUAUCUAAACAAAGAGGUUUGACUACCAACGGAUGGGACGCUGAUGGACGACUGAGACUGAAACCAAUCAAAGCCGCCGAAUAAUUGCAUUCCCUGGAUGAGCCAAAAAUAAUAAUAUACCCAGUCAAUUAUUGGAGUUGUUUGUAUGCAGUUCAGUUCAUUUUCAUCUCAUCCAGUUAACUUAAUUUGCUUAUCCAGUUGAAUUUUUACAGGGCUAGACGAGGGACAUAUCCAGGAAUAGUUGGUUGCUGUGUGAAGUUAUGAAAAGGUUCUGUUUUAUGGAUGAAAGGAUACAGAAAUUAUUUUUUUUAAUGCAAGACAAAACAAAGGAAGGCCGACAUACAGAAGGACAUUGUGGCAAUGGAUGCAUUUUGGAUUUCUUAAUCAGCCAGACUUAAUGAGGCCUCAAGGACCUCUGCUCCCAUCGGGAAAAGGCACAGAGGCUACUGUAUUGAUUUUUUAUUAUUUCUCGGAGGAAAAUUGAAUGGCAAAAAAAAACCAAUGGACAAAAAGCCACAGGACGUAAAGGCAUUUCUUUUGUCGAAAAAAAAAA